Molecule: messenger RNA, 1726 nt
Organism: Trifolium pratense (red clover)
Lineage: Eukaryota; Viridiplantae; Streptophyta; Magnoliopsida; Fabales; Fabaceae
Product: transcription factor MYB61-like
Exons: 3
Coding region: 260-1378 (372 amino acids)
Biological process (GO): regulation of stomatal movement
Source: RefSeq, a predicted model, not a curated record
GAGUACAACUUUCUCUCCUCUAAGUCUCUUCCUAUUUAUUCAAUUCCCUAUCAAGCUGCCAUUUUAUUUUUUUCAACUUGCUUGUCUAAAGGUACCUCUCUCAACAAUUUCUCCUCACCCCACCAAACUUUAAUUUUUUUUCUCUAGUUUCCACGUAGGUUUGUUUGGAAAGAAAAAGCUUUACAGCUUUAAAAAAGAGUUUUUCUUCCAAACCAAAACUCUGUGUUUGUUGAAGAUAAGAUUUUUAGUUAACGUACACAUGGGAAGACACUCUUGCUGCUACAAGCAGAAGUUAAGGAAAGGUCUUUGGUCUCCAGAAGAAGAUGAGAAACUUCUCAAUUACAUUACCAAACAUGGUCAUGGAUGUUGGAGUUCAGUCCCUAAACUAGCUGGUUUGCAGAGAUGCGGAAAGAGUUGCAGAUUAAGAUGGAUAAAUUAUUUGAGGCCUGAUUUGAAAAGAGGAGCAUUUUCACCACAGGAAGAGAAUUUGAUCAUUGAACUUCAUGCCGUACUUGGUAACAGAUGGUCUCAGAUUGCGGCGCAAUUACCAGGAAGAACAGACAAUGAGAUUAAAAAUCUAUGGAAUUCAUGUCUGAAGAAAAGGUUGAGACAAAGUGGCAUUGAUCCAAACACUCAUAAACCACUUUCUGAGAUUGAAAAUGACAAUGAAAAACCAAACAAAAGUAAUCAAAAAGCCACAGUUUCAUCUAAUGAAGUUAUGAAUUUGGUAAUUGAACCUACAAAACCAUACCCUCUAGAAGUUUCAACAAGCUCUAAGAUCAAUUGCAACAACAGUAGUAGCAGCCAUGAAUUAUUCCUAGAUACAAGGUUUGGUUCUUCUACAGGUUAUUUUUCUUUUCAGAAUUUGAACUAUGGAUCAAACAUAGGAAUUUCUGAAAAUCCAAAUGCAUCUAUUUGUUUCACACCAACUUCAACUUCUUCUUCACAAAUGAUAACAGAUAACAAUUCUGUUAUAAACUCGGAUAUUCUCCAUUCUGUUUCAAACACAAUUUUCCAAACACCAACACAAGUAAAACCAACUGUUUCCGUAUCCUCGGACGGAGUUCAUAACUGGGAAGCAAUCAACUACAGCAACAUUAACAACACGAACAAAACCGCUGGAAACAGCGUAAACUACCUUGACAACGGCGCUGUACCGUUACAAGAAGAAAUGAAAUGGUCUGAAUAUCUUAACACACCAUUUCUUAUGCAGAAUCAACCUUCUCAAUCUAUCUACACUGAGAAUAAACCAGAAACAGGUUUCAUAACAGAUGAGUCAUGUACUAGUUGGCAGCAACAACAAACAAAUUUUCAACUUUCUGAUAUAUAUAGCAAAGAUCUGCAGAGAUUUUCAGUGGCUUUUGGACAAACUCUGUAGAUUGAAAGAGACAAAGAUGGUGAUGGAUAUAUAAUUCUCUAUAUGCAUGAAUGAACUAUAAUAGGUCAGAAGUUUCUUAUGUUCUGACCACAGGUGUGUGAUGUAAAUUUCUGUUUUGAUAAAACUUCCAUAUUGUAUAUGUGUCUGAUACCAAAAAAAAAAAAAAAGUUUUCAGCAUUAUUAUGUUAUAGUAUAAUAAUUGUGAUUGAUUUCAGCUUGUUCCAAAUCAUUUUUUUUUACCUCAAGCAUAGAGGUAAUACUUUAGAAUAAGGCUUGUUCCAAUUAGGCUUCUCUUCUUGCAAGAUUCUUCAGUUAAUAUUAUUAUUAUGGAUGUGUAUUAUGAUGUGA